AUGACCUACCGCAUAACAGCCGAACAGCGCAACUCCCUCUCCGAGGUGAUAGGGCCAAAUCGGUUGCUCCCUGAGAACGCCGAUGCGUUCUUCACCCUCCUGGAGUCGUGGUGCAACGACACCCACUGGAGAGCGGAGACGUGCGAUAUGGUGCGCUCCUUCAUCGCGGACGGGAUGGGGUUCAUGCUCCAGAGGCUCUUUCGCGAUCAGUACGGCCAACAUCCCGAGUUCGACCGCGUGACGCGCGGGCAGACCUACCACCGUCAGCCAAGCCUGGCCGAGAUCGAAGAGCUCAGCGCGCGCAUGAGGUUCGCCGUCGAACAGGGCGGCAGUGCCCUAAGCAUCCUGGAGGAAUUCAAACGGAAGAACCCCCACUACAACUCGACGCUCAGGCCCGUUACAGAUCUCGCCACACAGACCCACGUCAUCAAGGACGACGGCAUUAUCCUCUUCCCCCGACACUUUUGA
Molecule: messenger RNA, 468 nt
Organism: Acanthamoeba castellanii str. Neff
Lineage: Eukaryota; Discosea; Longamoebia; Acanthamoebidae
Exons: 1
Coding region: 1-468 (155 amino acids)
Source: RefSeq, a predicted model, not a curated record